GGACAAGCCCAGGAUCUCAGAGUCCUUUCCCAAGGCAGGCACAUAGGAGGCACUGAAUCCCCCCAGCAACAAGUGUGAUAUGACACAUGGCGUGUUUUCUCCCCAGCAAGCUCAUUAGAAACUCAGUGCCCAGGGUUUCUACUGGGGUCUGGGCAUGCAGGCACCUUCUGCCAACAUGUAUCAAAAUUCCAGACCCCCAGAAGAAAGGCAGGGAUUCAGCAUAAAUGCACUGUUUGCAUGAAUAGUUUGCAUGAACAGUGAGCCAUCCUCAGGAGAAACUGAUGCGAACCUUCCCGCAAUGCAAGUUCCCAGAUGCCAACCAAGCGAGGGCCAGCUUUGCAAGCAAGCCUUUCUCGGGGUGGCAGCCUCAGGCCUCUUAGGUUAAUAGCUCUUUUCUGCUCACCGGCCUAUAGGGUGGUUGCUGGGUGGAUAAAUGAGAUGAUGUAGAGCCCUGGGCACACUGUUUGGUUAGUAAACACUCAGCAAGUGUAGACGAUUACUGGGAGAGUUCCGGGUCUGAAUUCUGAGUGGUUCCUUAGCUCCUUAGAGCGAGCUCCAUCCAUCAUCCAUCUACUCACCCGUUCAUUCCUUUAUUCAGCACAUUUUGAUUGUGCCUCGCUGGCUCAGGGGUGGUGUCUGGGCUCCUUGGGACUUUGGUAGCAGUGUUUGAGUCACCCCCUUCCUGGAGGAUGAGGCAUGGGGGUUUCCAUCUUGGCUGGGUUUUGGAGGUGGGUGCUGGUGGUAAGAAACUCUGGGGAUGUCAAGGUAGCUGUGAAAGGACCCUGUUACACCCCCAAGUUAGCAGCUCGGGUAUACGGUGCUGAGAAAACUUACCCUCCUGACGUCUCGCUUGUUUAUCUCGUUUGUCCUCCUGCAGCCAAGGCUAAGUCGAAAUGCGGCCCGACUUUCUUCCCGUGUGCCAGCGGCGUCCACUGCAUCAUCGGCCGCUUCCGGUGUAACGGGUUUGAGGAUUGUCCAGAUGGCAGCGACGAAGAGAACUGCACAGCAAACCCUCUGCUGUGUUCCACUGCCCGCUACCACUGCAAGAACGGCCUCUGUAUUGACAAGAGCUUCAUCUGCGACGGGCAGAAUAACUGUCAAGACAACAGUGACGAGGAGAGCUGUGAGAGUUCUCAAGAACCAGGCAGCGGGCAGGUAUUUGUGACCUCGGAGAACCAGCUCGUGUACUACCCCAGCAUCACCUACGCCAUCAUCGGCAGCUCCGUCAUCUUCGUGCUGGUGGUGGCCCUGCUGGCGCUGGUCCUGCACCACCAGCGGAAGCGCAACAACCUCAUGACGCUGCCGGUGCACCGGCUGCAGCACCCCGUGCUGCUGUCCCGCCUGGUGGUCUUGGACCACCCCCACCGCUGCAACGUCACCUACAACGUCAACAACGGCAUCCAGUACGUGGCCAGCCAGGCCGAGCAGAACGCGUCGGAAGUGGGCUCCCCGCCCUCCUACUCAGAGGCCCUGCUGGACCAAAGACCCGCCUGGUACGACCUUCCUCCGCCACCCUACUCUUCAGACACUGAGUCCCUGAACCAAGCCGACCUGCCUCCUUACCGCUCCCGCUCCGGCAGUGCCGACAGCGCCAGCUCCCAGGCAGCCAGCAGCCUCCUGAGCGUGGACGCCCCCGGCCACAGCCCGGGGCAGCCUGGCCCGCAGGAGGGCACCGCUGAGCCCAGGGACUCCGCGCCCAGCCAGGGCACCGAAGAUGUAUAAACUCCGGCUCUUCCAAAGUCUCCAUGGGUUCAUCUGCUCUGACUUUGACUGUCCUAACAACUUGCGCUUACGGGAAGCUCCUCGGGGUCCCUCAAGGAGUGAUUUGGAGUGUCAGCUGUCUCUCCAUUCACCUCCUUGCCCAGAUUUCAGGAAUGUUCUUUGGAGGGCGACCUGCCUUGUUCUGGCCUCUCAGUUGACCUGUUGUAUGGUGCAUCUUUUCUGGGCACUUAUUCUUCCCUCGAGGCCAGCGAUCACAGCCUCACCCUCCACGUCAUUCUUCUGUUACUGUUGGAAUCUUGCUGAGGUGGUGGCGUAAGUUUGCAGGUGGCGGGAGAAUGUGGUACUUAAGUACUGAGAAAGCAGUGUUUGUGUCAUAUGGGAUUUUCAGAAGGGCAGAGGAGACUGGACCAAAUUCUGUGUGGGCUGUGACCUUAGAGCUCCACCUGGGGAUUUGGGUAGGGUGAUCCUCCCAGGAGGCUGUCAUUGGAUGUUGCACGAUGCUGCACGUUGCUCUUGGGUCAGCAGAGGAUGGGGCCAAAGAUAACUGUUGCUAUGAGUAACAUCCUUCAGAAGUCAGCAGUGUCAUUUUGGUUUUCUGAAGGACUCUGAAACCAUCAAUUCUGGAGAGAUUCUGGAUUUAACAAUUUGCCCAAGAAUCCUCAUUUUGAGAGCUUUUUCCAGCAUCAUAUAUCAUCAGCCUCAUCCCAGAAUAAGCAGGGAGCCCCCACCACUAGUUUAUCCGAGUUCUCAGCUCCUAAAAUACAGGCUGCCAAGAACCGGGGUCUGCUUUGGUCCACAGCCCUUUCCCUGGUUUCUGAUUGUCACCCUCCCAGCUGUGACCUGCCUUAGCCCAGGGAUGAGGACUAAACCUGAGUUGGCUAGAAACCUGAUCUGGUCCUUUCGUCCCUGUAAACCAUGCCCAGCCUGCAUUGCCCAUUCAUGCGGCUUCAACCCUCACCUCCCAAGUCCCCCCAGACAACUCAGAAGUCAUUCUACCUGUGCAGUUGGGCUUGAGGACACUGUGGGUUUCUAAUUCACAUGAAAACCUAAUUCAGCACCUGCUGCGAGAGCUCCACAUUCCCGGGCGGCACUCGCCACCCCCCCAACUUCCCAAGGCCCAGCCAGAUAGAUACCGGCACCAAGGUUUAGGAUUAGGGUCAGAGCGAGAAUCAGACCUCUCCAGACAUCCCAUAGUUUCUUCUCUGAGAGACAUGGAUAACAGACAGUUUGGAGUCAAGAUUUGCCAUUCGGACUUUUUUUUAUAUAUAAUCUCUUAGAAAUGCAUUUGAAACAGUGUGUUUGUUUUUUCCCUUCUAGUUAAGGGACUAUUUAUAUGUGUAUAGGAAAGCUGUCUUUUGUUUGUUUUUCCAUUAGCGAGGUCCAAGCAAAGAUGCACAAGAUCACGCCUUUUUCUCGCUGAGCUCUCAUAACCAGCCCCCCCCGCCCCCAGACGGCCCUGUGUGCCAGGCGUCUGUGCAUUGUUGCACUUUGAGUUUUUAUUUAUCGAGUUCGUGAAGGAUGCAGAAAGACCAAUGCCUUUCUCCCUCAGUUCAUGGUCUCUGUGUUCAGGCUCGCUUUCCUUUCUCCGUGCCCAGCCAGCCACAGCGCCCACCCCCUCAGGAAGUCAUGGGUGGAAAUGUAGAUGUUAUUUGUCAAGAAACCACACUGACUAACCGGAGGGCGGGGGACAAAACUGGAACCAGGUGGAGCCACUCGGGGCAGCUGUCGUGCGGACCUGCUUCCCACAUGCCCAGUAACUUCUUUGAUGCUAAUUCAAACAGAGUCUGCAGGAGGGGGGAUGAAGUGGCAUUCAGUGAUCCUGUUCUGUAGACGAUUUUUUCUUUUAAACCAAAUUUCAAAGUGUGCUACAGGAAAGCUAGCCACUUGGUGAUUUUCAAGUUAAGAAAAGAAACCUAGUUGCUCACGUCUUUUCGUUUUUAAAAUAACACGCGUUAUUUUCUGAGUAGUCCAGUGCAGAGAGAACUUUAAGUGGCAGCCGGAGUGUGUGAGGAGCUCUGGCUGAACAUUUCCUCUCACAUGAGUCACACUGUCUUCAUUUCUCCCCUUGGUGGGCCCCUGCUUCUUUCUGGUGCUCUGGAAAUUGUUUAGAGGAAAGGAUUCUAAUUUUAAUUAAUUGUGCAGUGAAUUAAUUUCACGCACUUUUCAGCUUUCAGGCAUCUUAGAAAGGACAAAUGGUCUUAGUCGAUAAGGAGAGCCUAUUAAUGUUGUUUUUUAAAAUAAACACAGGGACAUUUUUAUUAUAGAUUUGAUUUUUUUAAAUGGUGGGUUUUUUAAAAAAGAUAUAAAUAGGACACCAAAGCAGCAGAGUUUUGCUUUUUCCCCUACUUAAGAUAGCAAAUAAGUGACCAGCAUUAUUUCUUUAACUCAUUCCAACCAGGAUUUUUUUUUUUAAUACAUGGCAUAAAUCUGUGCCAACCAGAAAACCAUCUCUGCUCCCUUUUCUCAAAUAAGAUCAGCAUUUAUUUUAGCGUUGAAAUCGUUCCACUGUGAUCACUUAUCACUUGCCCUCCGUCCCUUUACUUUGAAAUUGACAUUUUUAAAAAACACAAGGAAGUGAUUAAUAAAUAGCAUGUGACAUUCAAAGUUGAUGUAAACUGGAAAGGUUAUGUGUGGUUGCUUUUUUGAUUAGGUUUUUUUUUUUAAUUUUUAUACUUUCAAAUAAAUUUGCAGUUUCAUUCUUCCUGUUGGUGUAAAUGAUUCUUAACCCCUUUAUUGUUCAGUGGACAGCUGCUUCUGUCGUGCCUUCUGCAAUGAAUGUAUACCCUAAUAAAAUGAGAAAAGACAAGAGA
Molecule: messenger RNA, 4532 nt
Organism: Odocoileus virginianus texanus
Lineage: Eukaryota; Metazoa; Chordata; Mammalia; Artiodactyla; Cervidae
Source: RefSeq, a predicted model, not a curated record